GUUGUUUGCAGUAUGCCCGAGCCCGCCAAGUCGGCUCCGGCCCCGAAGAAGGGCUCCAAGAAGGCGGUGACCAAGGCGCAGAAGAAGGACGGCAAGAAGCGCAAGCGCAGCCGCAAGGAGAGCUACUCGGUGUACGUGUACAAGGUGCUGAAGCAGGUGCACCCCGACACCGGCAUCUCGUCCAAGGCCAUGGGCAUCAUGAACUCGUUCGUCAACGACAUCUUCGAGCGCAUCGCGGGCGAGGCGUCCCGCCUGGCGCAUUACAACAAGCGCUCGACCAUCACGUCCCGGGAGAUCCAGACGGCCGUGCGCCUGCUGCUGCCCGGGGAGCUGGCCAAGCACGCCGUGUCCGAGGGCACCAAGGCCGUCACCAAGUACACCAGCUCCAAGUGAGCCCGCCGGCCGCUGACCGCAACCCAAAGGCUCUUUUCAGAGCCAUCCACCA
Messenger RNA from Zalophus californianus (California sea lion), 445 nucleotides. RefSeq names its product histone H2B type 1-C/E/F/G/I. The transcript has a single exon. Gene Ontology annotation, molecular function: structural constituent of chromatin; protein heterodimerization activity; DNA binding. Gene Ontology annotation, cellular component: nucleosome. Lineage: Eukaryota; Metazoa; Chordata; Mammalia; Carnivora; Otariidae. The coding region runs from base 13 to 393 and encodes 126 amino acids. The record is from RefSeq and is a predicted model, not a curated record.